AUGAACUUGAUUGACAUCCUUUGGAGGCAAGAUAUAGACCUUGGGGCAGGGCGCGAAGUUUUUGAUCUUAGUCAACGCCAGAAGGAGUAUGAACUCGAGAAACAGAAGAAGCUCGAAAAGGAAAGACAAGAGCAGCUCCAGAAAGAGCAGGAGAAAGCCUUGCUGGCUCAGCUGGAGUUAGACGAAGAGACGGGCGAAUUUGUUCCAGUGCAGCCAGCUCAGCCCGCUCAGUCAGAAAAUACCGAGCCGCCAGUCGGCUUUUCACAGACCACACAGACUUCAAAACCAGAAGCGGAGGCCCUGUCCUUUGAUGACUGCAUGCAGCUCUUGGCAGAAGCAUUCCCAUUUAUAGACGACAAUGAGGCUUCUUCCGCUGCAUUUCAGUCACUGGUUCCCACUCAGAUCGACAGCAACCCGGUCUUCAUUUCAUCUGAUCAGUCUCAGGCACCUGAAUCACCUGGUCUAGUUCCAGUUACUGAUGCGGAGAAUAUGCAGAACAUAGAGCAAGUUUGGGAGGAAUUACUGUCCCUUCCGGAGCUACAGUGUCUUAACAUUGAAAACGACAACAUGGCUGAGGUGAGCACAAUGCCGAGCCCCGAAACCAAGCCAGCGGAGACGCGCGACAGCCUCGAUUACUACGGCUCAUUACCCGUCACCAGAAAGUAUGUUAACUAUGGCCCGGACUUCCUGGAGAGCAUUGAGGGCCCCUUUCCCAGCAUCUUGUCACCAGAAGACACCAGCCCGCUGAACGUGAACUCUUUAAAUGACACGUCCCCUUCAAACUCGGAUUUCUGUGAGGAUUUCUACACCACCUUUAUAGACACAAAGGGGAAUGGUGGCGCAGCACCGACCAACGCCAUCAGUCAGUCGCUCGCAGAAAUUCUCAGCGAGCCUAUUGAUCUUUCUGACUUCUCGCUGUGUAAAGCUUUUAACGGCAACCACUCCGGAGCUGCACCGGAAUGGAAUGACUCGGACUCUGGGAUCUCACUGAAUGCAAAUUCUGGUGUGGCAUCGCCAGAACACUCUGCGGAAUCAUCUGCCUACGGAGAUAAGACUUUUGGGUGUAGCGACUCGGAAAUGGAAGACAUGGAGAGCGCCCCGGGAAGCGUGCCGCAGAGCAGCGCUAGCGCAUCCUCACUGCAAUUCCAGGAUCAGGUGUUCUCUUCCGCGGGGCCAAGCUCUCACACACCUAGUUUGCAGUCUCCGACCACACCAAAGACAGACCCCCCCGCCAGCCCAGGGCACCCCGAAGCUCCCUUCACCAAGGAUAAAGCCUCAAGCAGCCUUGACGCUCACCUCACGCGAGAUGAGCAAAGAGCAAAAGCUCUGCAGAUCCCUUUUCCUGUGGAAAAAAUCAUCAACCUGCCCAUUAAUGACUUCAAUGAAAUGAUGUCUGAGGAGCAGUUCAGUGAGGCCCAGCUUGCGCUGAUCCGAGACAUACGCAGGAGAGGCAAGAACAAAGUGGCCGCUCAGAACUGCCGUAAGAGAAAACUGGAAAACAUAGUGGAACUGGAGCAGGACUUGAGCAACCUGAAAGGUGAGAAAGAGAAAUUGCUCAAGGAGAAGGGAGAGCACGAUAAAAGCCUCCGUCAAAUGAAAAAGCAACUCGCCACCCUGUACCUUGAGGUCUUCAGCAUGCUGUGUGAUGAGGAGGGGAAGUCUUACUCUCCCAGUGAAUACUCACUGCAGCAAACCAGAGAUGGCAACAUCUUUCUUGUUCCUAAAAGCCGGAAGUCAGAGACUAAACCCUGA
This is a messenger RNA of Eurypyga helias (sunbittern), 1752 nucleotides long. It is a transcript of the gene NFE2L2, whose product is annotated as nuclear factor, erythroid 2-like 2. Gene Ontology annotation, molecular function: RNA polymerase II cis-regulatory region sequence-specific DNA binding; DNA-binding transcription factor activity, RNA polymerase II-specific. Lineage: Eukaryota; Metazoa; Chordata; Aves; Eurypygiformes; Eurypygidae. The record is from RefSeq and is a predicted model, not a curated record. Gene Ontology annotation, cellular component: nucleus. The transcript has 4 exons. Gene Ontology annotation, biological process: regulation of transcription by RNA polymerase II; cellular response to oxidative stress. The coding region runs from base 1 to 1752 and encodes 583 amino acids.